GCAGCCAAUAAGUGCUCAGCAUAUGUGGGAACUUCUUCAAGAUGGUUGGAAAAGCACUCCAGGAGAGAGACCAGACUCUCGCUAUGACAGCAGGAAGAGUAAUUUGGGGGAACCAGACCCAGAGAUGCCCAAACCAGCGUAACAACACCACUGCUCCCACUGUGAAAAAAAUAUUUUCCGGAUCAGGGGACUUAAAAGCUCAUGAGAGGACACACACAGGAGAAAAGCCUUUCCAAUGCUCCCACUGUGAAAAGAGUUUUGUUCAGUUAGGAAGCCUGAAGGAGCAUGAGUGGAUGCACACAGGAGAAAAGCCUUAUCACUGUUCCCAGUGUGGAAUGCGUUUUACUGUGUUAACUAAUCUGAAAAGGCAUGAGAGAAUACACACAGGAGAAAAUCCGUAUCACUCUUCCCACUGUGGAAUGAGUUUUAUUCAGUUAGCGAGCCUGAAGGCGCAUGAGUGGACACACACAGAAGAAAAGCCUUUCCAGUGUUCCCAGUGUAGAAAGAUUUUUACCCUGUUGGCUAACCUGAAAAGGCAUGAGAGAAUACACACAGGAGAAAAGCCUUACCACUGCUUCCAAUGUGAAAAGAGAUUUUCCCAAUCAGGGAACCUAAAAGCUCAUGAAUGGACACACACGGGAGAAGAACCUUUCCAUUGUUCCCAGUGUAGAAAGCGUUUUACCGUGUUAGCUAACCUGAAAAGGCAUGAGAGAAUACACACAGGAGAAAAGCCUUACCACUGCUUCCAAUGUGAAAAGAGAUUUUCCCAAUCAGGGAACCUAAAAGCUCAUGAAUGGACACACACGGGAGAAGAACCUUUCCAUUGUUCCCAGUGUAGAAAGCGGUUUACCGUGUUAGCUAACCUGAAAAGGCAUGAGAGAAUACACACAGGAGAAAAGCCUUACCACUGCUUCCAAUGUGAAAAGAGAUUUUCCCAAUCAGGGAACCUAAAAGCUCAUGAAUGGACACACACGGGAGAAGAACCUUUCCAUUGUUCCCAGUGUAGAAAGCGUUUUACCGUGUUAGCUUACCUGAAAAGGCAUGAGAGAAUACACACAGGAGAAAAGCCUCAUCACUGUUCCCACUGUGGAAUGAGUUUUAUUCAGUCAAGGAGCUUGAAGGAGCAUGAGUGGACGCACACAGGAGAAAAGCCUUUCCAAUGUUCCCAGUGUAAAAAUAGAUUUUCCAGAGUAGUGGACCUAAAAGCUCAGGAGAGGAAACACCCAGCAGAAAAGCCUUUCCACUGUUCCCAUUGUAGAACGAGUUUUACAGUGUUAGCUACCCUGAAAAGGCAUGAGAGAAAACACACAGACGAAAAGCCGGGUACCGAUGACGUGGAUGUCGAUUUAAGGCAGUCGCCCGCACCUCUCCGAUUCAGAGGGGUUGGGUUAAAUGCGGAAGACAUAUUUCAGUUGAAUGCAUUCAGUUGUACAAAUGACUAGGAAUCCCCCUUUGCCUAUAGAGCUCUGCUAUAAACAUGAGAGAAAUGUUAGAUUUUAUGUUCUGCAUUAUAAUUAUCAUUAUGGCGGCCACCAAGUUAAGAAAUUAUGGUAUGUUCUGAAAACUGACUUCAGGUUUUUGAGGAAUCCAGUCUCGCAGGAAGACAGUUUUAUUUUAUGGAGGUUUAAUUUAGUUCUCUUCUUAGUAUUUAACUAAAUACUCUGUCUUUGGUAUGAGAGGGACUAGACUUAUCACUGUUCCCACUUUGGAAUGAGUUUUAUUCAGUUAGGGAGCCUGAAGGAGCAUGAGUGGACAAACACAUGAGAGAAGCCAUACCACUGCUCCCAGCGUUAAAAACUGAUUUUCACGAGUAGGAGACCUAAAAGCUCACAAGAGGACACACACAGGAGAAAAGCCUUUCCAAUACUCCCAGUGUGUAAAGAGUUUUGUCUGGUUAAGGAGCCUGAAGGAGCAUAAGAAGACACACACCAAAAAAGCUCUACCACUGCUCUCUUUCUGUGUGGAAGGACAUUUUCCCAAUCACAGAACCUGAAAUCACAUGAGAGAAUAAAGGCGCUGUGUUCUGACUUAUA
Messenger RNA from Oncorhynchus tshawytscha (Chinook salmon), 2033 nucleotides. RefSeq names its product zinc finger protein 2 homolog. The record is from RefSeq and is a predicted model, not a curated record. Bases 42 to 1442 code for a protein of 466 amino acids. Gene Ontology annotation, biological process: regulation of transcription by RNA polymerase II. Gene Ontology annotation, molecular function: DNA-binding transcription activator activity, RNA polymerase II-specific; RNA polymerase II cis-regulatory region sequence-specific DNA binding. Gene Ontology annotation, cellular component: nucleus. NCBI's taxonomy places the organism in Eukaryota, Metazoa, Chordata, Actinopteri, Salmoniformes, Salmonidae. The transcript has 2 exons.